Molecule: messenger RNA, 1092 nt
Organism: Leptosia nina
Lineage: Eukaryota; Metazoa; Arthropoda; Insecta; Lepidoptera; Pieridae
Source: the annotation of a GenBank genome assembly
AUGAACGACCUCCUUAGUAACACUAAUCUACCUUUAGGGUGCACCAUACGAGCCUACGCUGAUGAUGUCUUUCUGAUCGCAUCAGCAAACGACUUACAAGCAUUAGAACUCGCCCUCAACGCAGCAGUUGAAAACAUUCAAGAAGCAGAAAAAUUAUACGAACAUUUAGCAGAAAGAUUAAUAAACGUCAUAAAGAAUUAUUUAGAAAUAGAAGUCAGCAAAAACUAUCUGGAACUUAUAAGAAGGUUGGGUAAACGAGCGGAUGACAAAUCUAGGCCAAUCGUAGCUACAUUUGCAACCCUAGAUCCUCCAUGCCCUACCCAAGAAUUUGAACUAACACCUAUUAUAAUUUCGUCAAGAGAAGAAAAGUGUAAAGGGGUACAAAACAUAUUGCUAGGUAGCUGUCGCAGCCCGAAUCUUCCAAAUAUAGAUAUAGAUUCUUACACAUCCCCUGAAAUAAUACCAAAAAAUCUUUGCUAUCACUGUAAUGAUAUGAGCCUCAGUGAUAGCUUGAAAGAAGAAGAGCCGCUGGGUUCAUCGACUGCUUCAAAGGAAGCUAUCGAGAAAAAUAUAUCCAGCAACUCUUUAACGCCGACUGUGCUGCUAGAGACAAAUUUUGACUUCAUGGAAAAUGAUAAAGUGAAAGAUCUACAAUUAAGUGCGUUAAACCCAGAAUUAAGACAUGCCCCUGUUUUUAAAAUACUUGAUUGUGAUCCCCGCUCACCUUCAGUUGGUCUUGAUAGGACACCUAUUGUUGUACAUAAGAAAGACGAGCUUUCCACUGAAGACAAAGCAGAACAAGUUCCUAUUAAACAUUUACAAAAUGAUAAUUCAGACGUAAAGACGACAAAUGGUGACAGUAAAAGUUCUGAUGGAAUUCUCAUUUAUGAAGAUGAUUCCAAUUACUUAAAUGUUACACCAAAAAGUCAAAAUCUGCAAGCUGAUCUAGACCAAACAGACCAAAUGUAUUCCUAUUGGCACUUGGCACUCGUCUCUUUGAAAAAUGCUGCAAUCAAGGGUGACUGUGAAAAUACAUCGCCAAAUUCCCAUCGUCAUAAUUGGGACAAGGAGGGUAGCAUCGUCCUGAAAUAA